Messenger RNA from Akanthomyces muscarius, 213 nucleotides. RefSeq lists its product as uncharacterized. The transcript has 2 exons. The record is from RefSeq and is a predicted model, not a curated record. Lineage: Eukaryota; Fungi; Ascomycota; Sordariomycetes; Hypocreales; Cordycipitaceae. Bases 1 to 213 code for a protein of 70 amino acids.
AUGCUUGUCUGGCGGCGACGAAAACAGCAGUCACUGGAUCACCGCAAUAUAUGUUGCUUACAAACGGCGACGCACUGUGGGCCAAUCGACCUGGGCAUCCUACCAGCCCAGUGGCUGCCGGCCUACAUUAUCGGAUACUCAAAGCAGGCCGCCCACGAAAUUUCCACCCUGCAGCUCAUAGAAAAUCGUCGUCGGUUGCUGCGUGUCGCCUAA